UAACGUCAUUUAUUGUCUCAUUGUCUGUCGCUGGCUGUGUGGUUGGAGUGACUUAGGCUACUUGUUAAUUGUUAAAAUUGAUAGUUCAAAAUGAUUUUUAAAGCUCAUACUUUUGUUUUAUUGCUUUUUGCAAUCACAGUUACCUUAGCCGACAAUGCAGAAAAACCAUCAGUUGAUGCUACUGGCCUAAACGGACUGCCUGAUGAACCGGACAAGAACGUCACUACUAAAUCGCCAACUACUACAACUGUUGCACCAUCUUCCAGCACUACUACACCUGCCCCAUCACCCACCACCACUACUACACCUGCCCCAUCACCCACCACUACUACUACACCUGCCCCAUCACCCACCACUACUACACCUGCUACCACCACCUCCACCACUACUCAACCAUCUACUACCACCCCUCCAACUACGACUUCAGCACCUACUCCACCUACCCAGGACUGGAUCGUCCGCGAUAUCAAUGACACAGUUUGCAUUAUGGCAAACAUGAAGGUCAAAGUGACAGUACCGUACAACGCCACCGGUGGUAAGAUGGUGAAUGCUGAAAUGCUAGUAAAUAGUGUAAGUGAGGCUGCUGCUGCUACUGGAGGGUGUUUACCAGGAGAUGUUCAAGUACUCACACUUAUGCAAAAAAAUGUCAACUAUACAUUCACUUUCGUCCGAAAUUCAACUGCCAAGACCUACGCACUGGGCAAUGUGACCAUAACUGUUCUUGUCAACAACGCCACGUUUCCUAAUAGCACUAUGACUGUGCCAUCGAUCUCGCUGUUCCAUGCCAGUCCAGUGUUCAGUCUACCCCUGAACAACUCGUACACCUGUUAUGAAGUCGAUGCCUUACCUUUCAAUGGCACUGCUGGCAACACCACGGUCAAAGCUACUGUCGAGCUUAAACAAAUUCAAGUCGAAGCGUUUGGAACUGGGAAGAAACCAAAUUACUAUGCUCCUCUUGAUUGCACCAGCGGCGACACUCCUGACAUUGUUCCGAUCGCUGUCGGAUUGAUCCUGGCCGGACUGGUGGUUGUCGUGCUGAUAGCCUACCUGGUGGGACGCAGGAGGGCACAGGCUCGGGGCUACCUCAGCAUGUAGACUGUGCGACUGCACCGGGAGCCGUACCCACUGUCCCAUAACUCGUUUCUCUCUUAGUGUUUACCAAGAUAUUAAUUUUCUUAAAGACAUAAACAUUACUCUAUUCUCGUUGUGGACAGUGGGCGAACUGAAAGAGAGCCUUAUUACGGAUAGCUGAGAAACUUUUUGGGGUGACUGUUCAUUUACAGCCAAUACAUUAGGUGUUAUUUUCGUAUCUAUCUUCAAUAUGUUAAGUAUUAAGUUGAGUUUUUAGUAAGAGAAAAGAGCAUUGUUUGAUUUUUAAUCUUGUAAGUAGAUUUUUGUUGGAAGCGAUAUUUUAUUAUUCUAGUUAGUACAUCUCAAUAGGACUAACAAUGUAAGUGUUAAUGUAUCCUUACACUUUUAAUAUAAGUCAACAUUGUGAUCUAUUAUUAAAUAAUUUACUAAUAAAGAGUAUCUUAUAAAAGGAA
Messenger RNA from Homalodisca vitripennis (glassy-winged sharpshooter), 1544 nucleotides. RefSeq names its product lysosome-associated membrane glycoprotein 1-like. Gene Ontology annotation, cellular component: membrane. Bases 91 to 1095 code for a protein of 334 amino acids. The transcript has 5 exons. The record is from RefSeq and is a predicted model, not a curated record. NCBI's taxonomy places the organism in Eukaryota, Metazoa, Arthropoda, Insecta, Hemiptera, Cicadellidae.